Molecule: messenger RNA, 708 nt
Organism: Acaulospora morrowiae
Lineage: Eukaryota; Fungi; Glomeromycota; Glomeromycetes; Diversisporales; Acaulosporaceae
Source: the annotation of a GenBank genome assembly
AUGAAAGAAGAAAGUUCAACUUAUGACAUAAAAUCCACUGCGAUUAUGGACACGGAUCCAUCAAUAGCUGAAGGGACUUCAACGUUUGGUCAAUCUAGUAAUGAUUUUAAAUCGGAAACUUCGAGCGUAGAAUGGGACGUGAAAAUGGAGAUAGAAUUUUUUCGUGCCAUUAUGAAACAUAGACCAGUCGGAAUUCAUCGUCACUUCCACAUGGUAAACGUCCACCGCGACUUUAAUGCUAAUAGCGCAGUAAAGUGCACAAUACCGGAAUUGUGGGAACGAUUUGGAACAUACUUUAACCUGUCCAAACUUGAAGAAUUAGACCGAGAAUUCAAUGAAGAAGUAGAUGAAGAUAGUGCAUACGUAGAAUUUAAUCUGCCAAUGGAUGAAUAUUAUAACCUUAUGAUUGAAAAUAGUAAGGCAGGUUCAUCGCGCGGACCAUCACCAUCACCUGCGCCAUCGAGAAGUCAGAAAGGGCGUAAAGAACCAUCACCCUCAUCGUCACGUUCUUCUCCCGAUUCCUCGCUGGAACCUGAAGAUACCAAGAAAACUCGAAGAACUCGUACGGCGAGAAAGCCGGACACAAUAGAGGCCGCCAAAACACCAUCUGCGAAACGUACUGGUGUUGGCAGAUCAAGAAAAGCAUCUGAUGCCGUUGCAACAUCAAGUGGAGCUCCAAAACGUGGUGGCCGCAAAAAGAAACAAUAG